AUGGCUGACUUUUUACUUUUUCUGUUUUUGGCUAAUGUUUUUCAGUUGAAGAAACAGUUGUCAAAGUUAUAUCUCGGGUUGAAAGAAACAAUUGAUAAGUGCUCGUUUAUUAAGUCGAAAAAAACAAUCCAGUUGAAAGUAUCACAUGAGAAACUCUUAGAAAAGGGUUAUUUUAGUUCACGUAGUGUUCUCUUUUGGCGUUUCCUAUUUGGUGUUACUGAAGUACAGUUAGCUAAUGCAGAGUCAGGCGUUUUCGUAGCUGAAAUAAACCUUUCAGUUAAACCGUUGGUAAUUGGAGACUACGACAAAUCAGACCGUCGAUUCUUAGAAAUCUUAGACAACCUCUGCAAAAAUGUAAAAGAAGUAUUGAAGAGAAUAGAGCCAAGAUUGAACUCAAUUCCAGUGUCAUGUGAUAUCCCCGAGUUGGAUCCAUAUCGACUAAAUACUUCUAGCAACAUUAUAGUACUACUGGCAAUGCCACCUAGUGAAAUGCAACAGGUAUUUUCGACAGAAAAUUGGUUUCAAAGUUUAAAAUUAUCCCUUGAAUCUGCAAGUAUAUCAGAAAGUGAUGAAUGGAUAACUGUGAUUAUUAUUAAUAAUAAUAUUAAAUUACUUGCGAAUAAAAAUUCAAAGUUAACAAUGCAUAAUGAAACACUAUCAGCGAUGUAUGUAGGAAUUGAUAAUGCGGUAGUUGCCUGCCUUGGGGGCAUAGAUAAAACUGCAGUAAUAAUGCGACUGUCAUCAGCUGGACUAGUGAAGAUUGGCUAUUAUAGUCAAUAUAAUACCCUCAAUCUGCGUAUCAAUGAUGCUUUGUCAUUGAUGGACUUGACACGUAAGUGA
Molecule: messenger RNA, 840 nt
Organism: Trichobilharzia regenti
Lineage: Eukaryota; Metazoa; Platyhelminthes; Trematoda; Strigeidida; Schistosomatidae
Source: the annotation of a GenBank genome assembly